GAUUUAUUAUUAAGUCUUUGAGGAAUGUUUAUAUUAAUUUUCUGCUGGAAAUUAAGAAAAUUUUGAAAUCUCCCAACCCUUUUCUGAUUUUCCAUUUGCAUGUUUUUAAUUAUUUUCUAAUCUCUCUUAGUACUUCUUCUCUCUCUCUAAUUGCUUCGUCUCUGCUCUUAUAAAUUCAACCCAUAAAUCUCUUAACAACUCUCUCUCUCUCUAAUAAGCCAUUAAAGGGAGCGAGGAGCUUCCAGUUUGGCCAUACAAAGAAAAGCUUUUCCGCAACAAGAAAGAAGAAUAAUGGGAUUCUUCUCUUUUCUCGGAAGGGUUCUGUUCGCCUCCCUUUUCAUCCUCUCUGCCUUGCAAGCGUUCAAUGAAUUUGGUGAUGAUGGUGGGCCUACGGCCAAGGAGUUGGUUCCUAAAUUCACCACCUUCAAAGAAAAUCUCUCGGCCAAGCUUGGUGUUGCACUACCAAAUAUUGAUGCUAGGCAUUUAGUGGCAAUUAUCAUAACCUCAAAAGCUAUUGGAGGCAUCCUAUUCGUAGUUGGAAGUUCCUUUGGAGCUUACAUUUUGCUUUUCUACUUAGCCUUGGUCACUCCAAUUCUUUACAAUUUCUACAACUACAGCCCUGAGAAUCUCCAGUUUGGUGUAAAACGGAUAUUACAUGGUGUACUUCUGAGUGACUUCCUUCAGAAUGUGGCACUUUUCGGUGCACUGCUGUUCUUCCUUGGGAUCAAGAACUCACUUCCAAAGAGGCAAAUCAAGAAGAAGUCUCCCAAAUCGAAGACGGCAUAGGUAGAUGAUGCAGGAAAGAAUCAACCAACAGAGAUUAUUGGAAUUGUUUUAAAUAGUGUUUUUUUUUCUUGAAAUUUUUAGGGUUAGAAGAAGUGGCUGCACCUGCAGCAUCAGAAACCUUACUGCUGGAUGUUAAUCACUUGUCUGUUUUGUAAUUCUUUUUAGUUUUUUUUUUUAUAUAUAUAUGUAUAUAUGCUUGCUCCCCGUUCUGGGUUGCAAGAAGUGAACAAGUUAACGCCACGUGUUUCUUCAUUUUAAAUAUUUAGAUCAAAGAAAAAUGAAGAAGAAGAAGAAUUUUUUUUAGUUAUAUAAAAUCAUGUGGAGC
Messenger RNA from Humulus lupulus (European hop), 1111 nucleotides. RefSeq lists its product as uncharacterized. The coding region runs from base 292 to 786 and encodes 164 amino acids. NCBI's taxonomy places the organism in Eukaryota, Viridiplantae, Streptophyta, Magnoliopsida, Rosales, Cannabaceae. The transcript is spliced from 6 exons. The record is from RefSeq and is a predicted model, not a curated record.